UUCCUCCUGUGAACUAGGGUGGGAUUUAAAACAGCAUUUCAGUAAUUUGUUUUCAAUAUAAUUCUGCAAAAUUUAUAUCAGCAUAUUUAAAAGGGUAGUAAAUCACUGUAUUGAUGGUGAGAGUCAAGGUUACAUAUAAACCCUUUAUUCCCUCCCAAGUACAGCUGAGUGUCUAUUCUAUACUUAGUGCUGCAUACUUAUUCUAAAAGAGAUGUUUUUUCCUAAUUGUUUUCUUUUAUGAACUAACAGACAUACCUGAAAAAUAGUUUUGAGUUGAAGAAUUAGAAAUCCUAUUGCUUUGUCAGGUUUUUUAAAGUUUUUUUUUGUUUAGGUAGUUUUAUCGAGUCACACAGUUUGUUCUAAAAUAAUCUAAUUUAGGCAGAGCAUCAGCUAAUCAAGGGAAAAAUGUAAAAAGCUAGAGAAGAAUGAAUGGAAAACUCAGAAAUUACUUAGUCUACUCCUGAUAGGCAUGUUUGUUUCAUUAUAAUAUAACUUCAGAGAUUUUUGUGUAGUCACAUUAAAUGAAAUCACAAUCUAGGAAACCAUAAUAUAAAGGACAACACAAACCGAUGUGUGCAUAAGUGAGGGCAUUAGCUGAGACAAGUCCUCUUUGCUUUCAGCACCUGUCCGGUUAUAGCAUGUCGGUACAAGUAGCAUCUUUUGUAACCCGUUCUGUAGACUAAUAAGUUUAGGUAUCAGCAAAAAGCAUAUGUUCUGUUCCUCUAACUGGCUUAUAUUUAAAAUGCUAAACAUUGCAGCACUGAAAAUCUUACAGCUUUACACUGACAUUUCAGCACUUAAUUUACCCAUGUCAGGAUACAGUGGGAGAACUGUAUUUUAGAAUAUACGAGUUCUCUUGCAAUUUUUGGUGAACUGAGGUUUGAAACGAGCCUCAAACUUCACAUUUUCAGGUAUUACUUUCCUUCUACUAAAUACAGACGAUGAAAUCAUAAUGAUUGACGUACUUCACAGUUCGUGAUUUUCUUGUGGAGCAAAAAACAAUUCAGCUUACAUCAUAUGUUCUGAAGUAUGCCUUUUCUUUGUCCAGUUAAGAGAAAAUAAAACCAGUUUCCCUGAUCAAAAUGCAAAUAUUGGAUCUAGAAUUUGGUUUAGUGCCAAAAAAUCAAAAGAAGCAGGUUAAACUGUUGUUGCUUAGAUAAAAAUAGAAAGCUACAGUUGGAAGAAGAGAAGUGACUCAGUAAGCAGUAUGGUGAUGGGAAAAUAGGAUGUCAGCCAAAACGCAGGAAGCUAGAUGGGAACACCCAGAUCAGUUUAGCAGUCUGCAUUUUACACUCUCUGAGAGUUGUAGUUUCUGAGAUUACUGGAGGAAAUUUAUGCUUCAAAUGAAUUUAAGUGAAUUUUAUUUCUGUACUUAUUAAGCUGUUGGAACCUAAAGACGUUUUAGUAAAAUGUGAAUUGUACGUUUUUUGUAUUUUUUUUCAGCCUGACUUUAAGACCAGUCUCUUUUUGGUAACUUUAUUUAUGGUAAAGCUGCCUCGAGAUUAGCUCUGGAUGCUGUGAGAGGCGUCCAGCAGAAGUGUACGGUAGAUAGGCAGUGAUACACACAUACCAGUGGACUUACUGCAGCGCUGCAGUCUGGAGUGGAGCUGAUGGCACUGAUUGGUGCUGAUUGAAUUUUAUUGCUCUGGAGCUCCAGAGUAACUUCAUCUGCUGCCAUGUAGCUGUGUCUUGAUUUUUAAAAGUCCCCCCCUUAUGUAUAAGAUGGUGUGGUGUGUUUUGUUUUGUUUUUCUAAUUAUAAACUGGCAUAACAACACAAAAGCAGGUGAAUUUCUUCCUAUUCUCCUACACAAAACUAAGUAGAUCCAGCAAUUUUUUAUAGCUCAUACUCUAUUUUCUUUGAAUAGCAGGUAUGCAUUAGUCCUAAUGUAAAGUUCCUAUGCUGCUAUUUCCUGCCUACAGCUGAACUGCUUUGAUAAGCAAGUAGUGGUUCAGUUUGGUACCCAGGAAGAAGUAAGGAGACAGCAAGAGUAAGAUGAGGUACUGUGCUGCUCUCCUCUUGUUUUCAUAAUGGCUGUCCUGGAGCUCAAAGAUCUUGAGCCCUAAGAAUCUAAGACAGGAGUCAAUGUGGGGAAAAAAAUACGUGUAUAGGAGUAUUCCUAAGAUAAGAUACUUUGGAUGAGUACUUUGAGUAUGAAGCUGAGGAGUUCCUGGUCUCCUUGGCCUUGUUGAUCACUGAAGGUCGAACGCCCGAGUAUUCGAUCAAGGGCAGAACAGAGGGCUUUCAUUGCCCACCGGCACAAUCAAGUCAGCCAACAACAACUAAGCAUGAAUGCAGCGAAAAACUGGCUCAGUGUCGUCAGGCCAGGCGAACCAGAUCUGAGGUUAUGCUACUGUGGAAGAACAAUAUUCCAAUCAUGGUAGAAGUGAUGCUACUUCCAGACUGUUGCUAUAGUGAUGAAGGGCCCACCACCGAGGGGAAUGAUUUAAAUGAUCCUGCAAUCAAACAAGAUGCGUUGCUGUUAGAAAGGUGGAUUUUGGAGCCAGUUCCUCGACAGAGUGGAGAUCGAUUUAUUGAAGAGAAGACCCUUUUAUUGGCUGUUCGCUCUUUUGUUUUCUUCUCUCAGCUAAGUGCGUGGCUGAGUGUUUCACAUGGUGCUGUUCCCCGAAACAUUCUGUACAGGGUGAGCGCUGCAGAUGUGGACUUGCAAUGGACAUUCUCCCAGACACCAACUGAGCAUGUCUUUCCUGUUCCUAAUGUUUCUCACAAUGUGGCCUUGAGAGUCAGUGUCCAGUCUUUGCCGAGACAAUCGAACUACCCAGUUUUGACCUGUAGUAUUCACACCAACCUUAGCUUUUAUGAAAAGCGAAUGCAAGAGCGUAAGUUACAUCAGCACAGUGAUUCCAGUGCAGCACAGCAAUGCAGUACCUCCAGUCCACAGCGCUUCUGUGGGAAACAGACGUGGACGAUGACACCUGAAGGCCUACUUAAUGGAAAAAAGAUGCCUGAAUUUACUACAUCUAUCAGAAAUUUAAAACUUCAUCCAUCUACUGGACUUGGAUCUGACUUUGGGGCAUCGCAGUCUAAAGUUCCGUGCUAUCAUGCUACAGCAGACAAUAAGACACAAUCUCAUGAAACACCUGUCAGAACUUUUAAAUCCUUUUCUCUAGCUGAUUCCCGUGUUUUGAAUAGUCAUUGCUCUCAUCAGCCCACAGGAGAAACCAAUCCUUUGAUAGGCUCUUUACUUCAAGAGCGACAAGAAGUGAUCGCAAGGAUUGCUCAGCACUUGAUUCACUGUGAUCCAGCUACUUCACCAGUUGUUGCUGGACGUCCAUUCAACAUACAUGAAAACAGCUCAGCUACGCCGAAAGCUUUUCGGAGUACUUACGAAGAUGAAAACUUGCCAAGGAAAGGCAAGGAAACCUCCCCUGUUUCUAUUGCCAACUUAGACAAUGCAAUACAAGAAGAUGGUGGUGAAGGUAAAACUAGAGCAAUACCAGAGAUCACACUGCUCGACGCCCGUGUUCCAGUGAACCACUGUGGCCGUCAGUCGGCAGGAGAGAGUAAUCCCCUGAUCGAUUCUCUGCUCCAGGAGCGGCAGGAGGUGAUUGCAAGGAUUGCCCAACACUUGAUUCAUUGUGAUCCAGCUACUUCUCAUGUUACUGGACGUCCAUUCAAAGUGCAUGAGACUAGUCCAGUUACUUCAAAAAUUUUCCGAAGUACAUACGAAGAUGAAAAUUUGCUGAAGAAGGGCAAGGAACCGUCUUCUGUUUCUUUUGCUAAAUCCGAUUUUUCUUUGUUAGAAGACAGCAGUAAAUCAAGGACAAAGACACCUGAUACUCCUAUCAGUCCUUGCAGGUUUGAUGGAGAAUUGAAGGCUUCUCUGAAACUCCAAGCAAGAAGAAAAUUGGUUUUAGCAAAACCCAGUGAAGCUGUCCGAAAUGCAUUUCAUCAGACUUCAAAUAAAACUUCUCAUGCAUUUACUAACAUUCACACAUCAUCAUCAGGUAUUAAAGAAAAUAAGUGUGAAUUGCCAGAUAAAUUGGAAACAAUACAUUCUGGUUAUGCACAGAAAGACCAGAUAACCAAUAGAAUUAAACAGUGUUCAAAUUUCAGCAGCAUUGAUGAACAGAUUUGCACAAAUAAACUUAAAGAAAGAACAGUUGUUAGUGAGAACAAUGGCACGGACAGUUUUAACAAUGUACAGAUAGAUAAAUGCAGAAUACUUGAAGGUACAAAAAAAGCAACUGUGAUGCAGGUAUCUGACUCUUUGCACAAAAAUGAACUCAAGUGUUUAGAUAAAGACUCAAAAAACCCAAAUAUUUAUGAGCAAAAUACUCAGCUUGUUAGUAUUGAAAAUUAUUUAAAUAAAGACCAUGACAGUUUCAAAAACAAAACCAAACAAGAUAAAAUGAAAACUGCGCAUGAUGAGAAUGAAGACCCAAUAGGCCUCGAUUUCCAAAGCACUUCUCAGAAGAAACCUACAGAAGACGGUGUAGUUAAGUGUGAGCGGCUGAAGAACCCAGAUGUACAGAGAGCACCGUCUCUAAAACACACAAAUAUAUGGCGGAAACAUAAUUUUCGAUCCUUGGAUGGAACUUCAACCAAAGCUUUUCAUCCCAGAACUGGAUUGCCUCUGCUUUCAAGUCCCGUUCCUCAAAGAAAAACACAGUCUGGGUGCUUUGAUCUGGAUUCAUCACUGUUGCAGUUGAAAUGUCUGUCUGCAAGAAGCCCACAACAAUGUAUAAACAGAGACAGUGAUCCAGAGAGCCAUGGGAAACCAUUUCUAAGUUCUAGUGCCCCACCUGUAACAAGUCUUAGCCUUCUGGGAAACUUUGAGGAAUCUGUCCUGAAUUUUCGCUUAGACCCGCUUGGCGUCGUGGAGGGUUUCACGGCAGAAGUGGGAGCAAGUGGAGUCUUUUGUCCCACGCACAUGACUCUGCCAGUUGAAGUGUCAUUCUACAGCGUUUCAGAUGAUAAUGCACCCUCUCCUUACAUGGGUGUAAUUACUUUAGAGUCCCUUGGUAAAAGGGGUUAUCGGGUACCGCCUUCAGGAACAAUACAAGUGACCUUAUUUAACCCUAACAAAACUGUGGUGAAGAUGUUUGUGGUGAUCUAUGACUUGAGAGAAAUGCCAGCUAAUCAUCAAACAUUCCUACGGCAAAGAACUUUUUCUGUUCCUGUGAGACGAGAAAUCAAGAGAACUCUCAAUAAAGAAAAUAGUCAACAGACUGAAGAAAGGCUACUACGCUACCUCAUACAUCUGAGGUUCCAGAGUUCUAAAUCUGGAAAGAUCUACCUCCACAGAGAUGUAAGGCUCCUAUUCUCUCGGAAAUCCAUGGAAGUUGAUAGCGGCGCUGCAUAUGAACUGAAAUCUUACACUGAAUCUCCAACAAAUCCUCAGUUUUCACCAAGAUGCUAGCAAACAAUGGCAAACUAAAGUAUUCGUUUUACUGUUGAUUACUCCUUACAAACGAAGAUUGGUAGAGAUGACAGUAUGAAGUUAAGUCUGUAAAGGAAUGAAAAUAGCGCUCGAGAGAGAAGGUUCUUAUGUGAUCCUGGACCAGUUUUUAAAAGGUUUCUGGAAUGAGCUUUGUGUAUUCCAAGUAGACUGGAAACAUACUUAAAUCUAAUCUUUUUGUACUGUUUAAAACCACUUCAUUGGAUGUGUUGCAAUAGCGAAUUCCCAAGUUAGUUUAGUGUUUACACUUUUUAUUUUAUUUUUCAGUUAUUUAAUAUUUAAUGUUUCAUUUAAUACUCAAGUGAUGUUUGUCUUUAGUGUUCUAAUGUAGCAUAAAUCCUAUGUAAAAUCAUACUAUGUAUUUUUGGCAUUAAUAUUGAAAUCUGAAAUAUAUACAGAUGUCUUUAAUCUGUGUGAUGUUUUAAGUGAUAUUCAUUUAAGUUAUUGAAAAUGGGGACAACAGGUGAACUUCCGUAACAUUUCAUACUAUGCAAGCAUUUAGCUUUCUUCUUUUUUCUCUUUAAUGGUACCCUUUUCCUUUUUUUCUCACAUACAGAUUUAGUAACACUUGCAACCAUAGUGCAGAUUGUUCAUUUACUUACGCAUUCAGAUCAUUGGUUUGAUUCAUAUUUUGCUCCCUCAAUUUCUUGCUUUCCUUAAAGGCCACUUUAAUUUUGCUUUCUGUUACUAGUUUUUCUCACAUAAAAUUCGCGCCCUCCCCCAUUUGAUUUCUCAGAUUGUGUUAAAGGAUGUACUCUGCAAACAAAUUAGUAUUUAUAUCUUAAAUAUAUGCAAAAGCUAUGAAACUUGUACUUUUUGUUUUGUUUUUAGAUAAGGAGGAUCUUCAUGUAAUCCUAAAUAUUUUUAAUAGGUCAAUUCCAUUUAGGCCACUAGGUGGCCACAGGAAAUUUUACUAGAAAUGCUACAUUGGGCAUAUAAAUAUUUUCCACUAUGUAUGUGUAUUCCUAAAACAAAACACAGUCAGAUAAACAGUUUAUGCUAAGUGUUAAACUGUGUAACUGAGAGAAAUAAAGUUAGAAGCAUUUGAUUAUA
Molecule: messenger RNA, 6474 nt
Organism: Aquila chrysaetos chrysaetos
Lineage: Eukaryota; Metazoa; Chordata; Aves; Accipitriformes; Accipitridae
Gene: ATOSA
Product: family with sequence similarity 214 member A
Exons: 12
Coding region: 2347-5382 (1011 amino acids)
Source: RefSeq, a predicted model, not a curated record